GGGGAAGAUGGCGAUGAAUGUGAAGAACAGAGAUGCGUUUUAUUCAAAUGCUGACUAUUGCAAUAUCUACAGCUCUCAGCCUGUAAACUAUGGAGAUUUCAGCCAUUAUUUCCCUCGGAUGACAGGCGAUGCGUGUGUCGCGAGCGCAGAAGUGACGCAGUUGAAGUCGGCAGUGUGGGAACACUUGGGUGUGUUAAAGAACCACGAGGCAUCAUCAGUGUUUGUCAGUUACCCAGUUUGUAGCAAGAAAGUGUUGACUCAAGCAUGAAACACUUCAAACCUGAAUCUCCACGAGCAUCAUCACUGAAUUUAGGGAGAUGAAUGUCCAGACGCGGUUCUGAAGCCGCCACUCAGUCUGAUGUACCAGCAGCAGCCGCAGCACUUCCAGGUCAUGACCCCCGCUCAGAACCUCAGACCGCCCCCUGUGAUGAUGUCACCAGACCCCGUGCGAUUCCCGCUCUGUACCCCUCUCGCCGUAAAGAUGCCGCCCGACCCGUACAUCCCAGCACCCCUUGUCGUCAGUCCCAAACCCCCCGAGGACGAUGGUCAGGUGGUGUGUGGCAAUCAGGAAGCCACUCUGGAAGAACUUUGCAGGCCUUUGUAUUGCAAACUGUGCAACGUCACACUCAACUCUUCCCAACAGGCUCAGGCCCAUUAUCAGGGGAAAAACCACAGCAAGAAGCUGCGCAAUUUUUAUGCUGGUAGUGAUCAGCCUCCUCCCAUUAGAAUAGCAGAGGUAGUAGAGACUGUUUCCCAGCAACCCUCAGCCACUCCACCCACAGAUUCUGCACAUGUGACGGCAAAACAGCCACUCUCCGCUAGCAGAAUCAUACUGGCAACAGAAAAUGACUACUGCAAGCUGUGUGACGCCUCCUUCAGUUCACCCACUGUGGCUCAGGCACACUACCAGGGCAAGAACCACGCCAAGAGACUGCGGCUGGCAGAGGCACAGCAGAACGCCACGUCCUUAGACUUGUGUGAAACUCAGAGACGUCCCCGGAAGGAAGGGUACGAGUACCGGUUAAUGAAGAACCGCAGGGCAGUGCCAGCCCCUUACUACAACCCACGUCCGAGGCAGCGGAUCCCACGAGAUCUCGCCAUGUGCGUCACACCCAGCGGGCAGUUCUAUUGCUCCAUGUGUAACUCGGGUGCCAGCGAAGAAGCCGAGUUUCGUCUCCACUUGGAGAGCAAACAGCACAAAAGCAAAAUGUCGGAGCAACGCUACCGCAGUGAGAUGGAAAACCUGGGAUACACUUAGAUUCAUAUGAUCUGCAAACAGCCACUUUUCUUUUAGAAUUCUAGAGACCAUUUUUAUAGUUUUAAUGCAGGUUCAAAGUCGUAAAGUGAUGACUUUUAUUAUUCUAUAAGCUAUUUAGAAGCUUAUACUCACACAGGUGAAUUUGACCAACAUGGCAAAGUUUCAAAAGUGCCAUAAAUUGGUAAUGAGGAAACUUCAUUUAGUCAGUGAUAUGGAGCAGGUUGAAAGCACAGAUCUAGGAUGAGUUGAUAAAUAAGCUUACGAUGAUUCAUUAUUAGUAUGAAGAUUCUUAUCCUAAAUCUGUUUCUCGCUGCGCAGGUAAAUAUCAUGUACAAAACACUUUUCAGUAUGGACAGAUGUAACAUUUAUUACUAUUUAUUUAUUUCUAAGUUUACUACUAAACUUUGUGUGAUUGAAGCCUCAAAUAUACAGUAGGAAACACAUCUAGCAGGAUUGAAAGUCGAAUGAUCGAGACAACAUGUGUUGGCAUGAAAGUGAUGCCAACACAUCUGCAAUCUCUGACAUUACAUACAUGAAGCUUUUCAGUCAGCCAAACAUCAUUCAGUCUAUUUUGGGGGUAGGUCUAAUAUUUUCUUGUCAUGCAGGUUCAUUCCCAGGGAUCUCUUCACUCACUACAGGGACAAAUGGGAAACAUGGCUAUUUUUAAUAAGGUGACGUUGGGUCUGUGCCCCCCAUGCCCCCUACCUCACAUGAAGAUGGCCGUUCUGUCUGUUGUACAAGCCGGCACACUUCGUAGCUUUAUAGAAGUUGGAGAUGAAAUUUAUUUGGUAACAUGCUGCAAUUAAUGCAUUAGAUAUCAUGAACUAACAAUGAGCAACAACAACUGUAUUAUUAUAUGUAAAGAUUAUUAAAGAUAGUAAAAGUAUUGAUCAUUGUUAGUUUAUGAUAACUAAUGUAACCUUAUAGUAAACUGCAUCUAUAUGAAUAUAAGAAGAAAACACAACGACCUUUGAGCAGUUAUGUUGGGACAGAUCGAGACCAUGUUUGAAAAAUUUAAGAGGUUUGUUUCUACAUUUUACAUUCAUGCAUGCUUUCUCCUACACCCAUUUUAUGACUUAAAAUCGUGUAAAUAUUAUGAAAAUAUUUUACAAUAUUAUAAAGGGUUCCUUGAAAAAGUCACUGUGAAGGUUCAUUGUCAGUUAUAAUUGUAGAUAUCUUCUGUUUGAUUUAGUCUUUUUUCUGUAGGUGAUGUUGCAUGAAAUAACUGCUGCUUCUGUCAAAGUAGGAAAGUUGCACUGCAAGAAAAGGAUCAUUUCACAACCGAAUUGCACAUGCUAAGGAAAUGGAAAGACCGAAUAGUGUUCAUCAUCACAGUCAUUCGGAUGUAAUGUUUACAGUGGGAGAAAUCACAGGGGAUCUGAUGUGUUGCUCAGUGGAGUUUGACUCUUGUGAACUGAACCAUGAACACAUCUUAAUGUGCCUCACAGUGUAAAGUUUACUCCAAUAGGAUGUUACCUUGAUCUACUUUGCAUAUGUUUAAAAUAGGAGAACUAUUCAUGUUUUGCAUAUUCAAAUACGGACCAUUUCCAUCAUGUCUUUGUUUUACAUGUAAAUAAAUAGAUACAUUACAUAUACAUCAGUAGAUACAUGUACAUUAUAAACAAGCCCCACUGAUCAUAUAUAUUAUAUUAUAUUAUACUUGUGUGGCUUUUGCAAAUAUAGUGGAUGGAAACAGGACAGAGACAACUGGAAAUGAGGUCAGGACAUGUUGCAGGCCAGACUCGAACCUGCUUCCCCAUAUGAGAACCACAACUGCAAAAUGUCUGAAGUUUUUGUGCUCACCACAGCUGUUCUCUUGCGUUAGUCGUUGCAUCUGCAUUCAGACACGAGCCAUGUGACAGGAAGUUGUGACCCUGCGUGGGACAAAUGGAGAAUCUCACAUACCUCUAUUUUCAUUUAAACUGGGACUGACCAAGCGAAGGGUUUUUAUUUGUAUGAUGACGUCUCUCAAUAAUGUGUUCUGAAGGAUGAACAGGCACAUUUGAUCUUGUGGUGCUUUUUGAAGACACAUUCUUAUAUAACGGUCGCCUUGAGGACAUAUUGAAGUCCAGAAGUUCAUGUCCAUCAAAGGUCCGAGUGCAAUACAGAUCAAAGCUGAUGUUUAUUUCAAUAAAGAUGACAGAACUUCACUGCAAAGAGUCCUGGAAGUUUUUGAAUAGAAAAUGUAUUACUAUAUUUCAUGAAAAGCAAUUAUUUCAUAAGAUGUAUGAAGAUGAAUCAGAAAUAUAACGGUCUGAUAUAAAGAAAUUGUCUAAAUGAUUUUGGUGUUUUUUAUUUCAGUCUUGAUGAGCGACUGUGAAAGCUCUUGUUUUAAUCAGAAUGAUGCUGUGACACUAACAUAACCUGUUAAAUGUUUUAAACAUUUUAGAUAGUUUUCUUCACUUAAUUCAGUCUCUUCAUGUACAGACUCCAUUCAAACUUUGUUUUAUAGAUAAUUUCAACCUGAGAUAUUGUUUAGGAAAGUUUGAAUAUCUUUCAUGGACUUACUCUGAGUGUAGCUGACUGUGAUGAUGUCAUUGGAACAUUUGCAUACUGGAUUGCAGUUGAUCUUUCUCACAUGUAUUUGCAUACUGAAAUGUGCUCUUUUCUUUCUCAGGGUUUCUCACUUCUGCCUUCUUGCAGACUUGUGUUUCAGCACAUCUGUCUGUAAUUCUGAAGUGAUGAGUUCAGGUGUGUUUAAUUAGAGUUGGAUCUCUGAGUUAUUACAUGUAUACAGAACAGCAGCUGUAAAGCUCUGAUUACUGUUCUACAGCUGCUGCACAAGUACUGAUGUUUCCUUCAGGAAAUGCAGAUGUAGUUAUGAUUCAGUUUUCAUGAGAACAUGUUUGAGAACACAUUGCUUCAUCCAUCAAAUGAUGACCUUCUCGAGCAGUCUGUUGUGAGUUCACAGUGUCAAAAAUGAAGGGGGAAUUGUGGAAAAAAUGCCACCUAAAAUGAAAAAGAUAAAUAAAUAUAUAAAUGUCCCAGAAAUAUAAAAUGUGGGGGCAAAAAAUACAGUCCUUACUAUUUUAUUUUAGUUCUAGUUACACAUACUUUGGCAUAUAAUAUGAGUUGAUGUUGAUUUAAACCUUAGGGUAAGAGGUAAUAAAUUCUCAAUCUUGAGAAUUUGUAUGAAUGAAUUGGUUAAUCUGAUGUAUUUGAUGUUUGAAUAAGACAGUUUGUUUUACAUGAUUAGAAAAAAAAAUAAAAAUAAAUAAAAUGCCCCUGGAAAUCAAAUCCAGGGGGUCAAAAAUUGCCCCUUUAUGUAAAAGUUCAUUUCUGAGUCACAGCACUGAAUUAUACAGACUUGUGUCCAGCUCUUUAUGUUCUGCAUGAGGAUCUAUAGGAUCAGUGACAUUAUAUGGCUUAAUUAUAUUAUGAAUUCACAUGAAACUAUUUUCCACAUCUAAUAUAUUGCCAACAAUACAAUGAGAUUAUAUUCGUUUGGUAUCAUGAACAAAUAAUUAAUACAUUGUUUAUAGCAUUUAUUAAGCUUUGUUAAUAAACAUACAAUUGUUCAUUGUUUGUUCAGAGUGCAUUAAUUAAUGUUAACAUAUACAACUUUUGAUUUAAAAAUGUAUUAGUAAUAGUAUCGGUUGAAAUUAACAUGAACUAAUAAAUGCUGUAAAAGUAUAGUUCAUUGUUACUUCAUGUUAACUAAUGUUAACAAAUAUUUUAUUGUAAAGUUUUACCAAUAUAUUUGAUUUGAUGACAUCACCACCUUGAGUUUACAGUCCUGAUGCUAUCUUGAAUUGAAAGUGUGCCAUCUGCUGUCUCUAGUUUGUAAGGAACUGCCUAUUGAUUGAAGACCAUUGAAGUCUUUCAGACGCACUGCUGAUAGAUUAUAUAUAAGUAUAUAUGAUAUAUAUAUAUAAUAAUAAUAAUAAUAAUAUCAAACCAAGAGGUCUCUCUAAAUUGUUCCAGCUGGAGAUUUUCUCAAAACGAACUCAACUUUUCUUAGUGAUUUCUGCUCACCUUUAAUGAACUGGUGUUGUGGUGAUUUUUACUGGAUGUAUGAAGUCAGUUCUGUCACACAGGUGGAGUUUAACACAUUCACUAUCAACACACUGACUGCAUUUUCAACACUGCAUCUAUUGUUUAAAUAUACUGUAUACAACAUAUCAAAUCACCUCAAAAGGUUUAUUCAUGGAAAAGACAUAAUUUCAACACACAUACACAGAUCAUCAUUUUCAACAGUUGCCAGAAAUCCUUGUACUUUGACAACAACUAUAUUGUUAUUUACCCUUGAUGUCACUAAAGAAUAUCAAUCUCUUUGUUACAUCACACGAGUCUCUUUGUGAUCCAAUAUGACAUGAAAACACAGUUUAACACAGAUACAGCACACAUCAGUAGUGUCAUAUCAUGUUUACAUCAAUAUAUAUGUGUACGUAUUUAUACUGGCACCAAAUAAUCAUAAUAAUACAACCAUUUCAAAUAUCAGUUUAAAUGUACAGUGUAGAAUAUAUUACAGCACUCUUUGGACAUUAUUUGUGGCAAAACUGUAAUGGACCGAACCGCACUGUACUGCACAAACACAAUUACAGAUAAUCUCAGUUAACAGACAUGUUGGCUUUGUACUAUAAUUUAGUUGAUUCUUAUUUAUAGAAGGUUGGUAUGAACAUUAAUUAACUUUUAUUGUUGAAAAUACAAAUUCUUACGAGAUUUUUGUUCCUACAUUUGUUAAUGUAACAAACAGCUUAUUUCUUUUUAAUCUCAUAAGCCCUUCAAUUUCUCAGAAACAUGCCGUUAAAAACACUGUUGGAAAGUCUGAAUAUUCUGCACAAUUAUUCUGAGCAAAAUAUAAAAAUAACCAACUGAACAGUGAGAGUUGAUUUCAAAUAUCACUUACAUUUAUAAAGGAGACUGAUUUAACUGUCAGGUGAAGGAGGCCGAUAUUUUAAAUCCCUUAAAACAUAUAAAAAUUAAAAUAAAUAUAUUCUAUCAUUACGUAAGGGAUGUGAAUUAAAAGCAACAACAAAAGAUCUUUAGACAAAAUAAAUUCCAUGAAUAUGUUCUUUGACACAAUGAGUGUUUCUUUGUCUUGUACACACACACACACACACACACACACACACACACACACACACACACACACACACACACACACACACACACAUACACACACACACACACACAGAUACACACACACAGAUACACACACA
Myxocyprinus asiaticus (Chinese sucker) is the source of this 6420-nucleotide messenger RNA. Its product is annotated as zinc finger matrin-type protein 3-like. Lineage: Eukaryota; Metazoa; Chordata; Actinopteri; Cypriniformes; Catostomidae. The record is from RefSeq and is a predicted model, not a curated record. The transcript is spliced from 7 exons. The coding region runs from base 359 to 1258 and encodes 299 amino acids. Gene Ontology annotation, molecular function: nucleic acid binding; zinc ion binding.